CGUCAGGAGGGGUAGAGAGAAGAAAACCUCUUGUGAAUGAGCCCAUUAGAUCUAUGGCAAAACGUCUUUGACCUUAUCAAAGAUAUUUGGAGGAUUAUACAGCAGAUGUCCCAAGGAGUACCAAGCACAGAUGGAAAGUAAAAGGCCUACAGGACAACCCACCAGAGCAUUUGAGUCAGUCUGUUGCUUCACGCAGAGUUACAGAUGUAGACAGCAGGAGUUCCUUCACUACAAGUCCUUUGGACAUGGCCUUUCAACAGAAUACUGGCUGUAAUGUUGACAGCAACACAGACGAUCCCAUGAGUAACACUUUGACUGAUGGAGAGGAAGAACCCAGCAGUUCCAGCAAUGAGGACGAACUCAAUAAUGACAACUCUUCCACAACUACCAUGACUGAUAUGAUAAUACAAAAGAAUGAUAACAAAAUGAACACAGAAGAACACUGUAUGGACACUUCCACUAGUGAAGGGGAAGAUGAGGAACUCAGUACUGAGAGCAUGACCACAUGCAUUUUGGAUGUACACAUUCCAGAGAAUGAAGAAGCUGUGUCAUAUUCUGAAGACAACUUGACUGAUACGUCUAGUAAUCAAGGUGAAAACCAUGCUGAUGAUGAAGACAUGAUGGAGGGGAAUAAUGCUGGAGAAAAGACACCCAAACUUAAAGUGGGCUCUGAAGACCAAGCAGAUGGUGACAACCCCCUAUAUCCUGGUGCAUCUAUUUCAAAGGGAGAAAGUAUACUGAUGCUAAUGUCUUAUGUGCUGCGACACAACUUAACAGGCAAGGCAGUUACUCACUUACUGGAAAUGUUUAACCUAAUGUUUCCAGGUCUGAUUCCACCCUCACCCUCCUACCUUUUCCACAAAGAAUUUAAAGGUUCAUCUCAAUCUGAAAUUCACUUUUAUUGUGAAAAAUGCCUUGCAUACCUUGGCAAUAGUGCACACUGUAACUCUCAGUGUACCCAUUGCAACAAAGCGUUUGAUGCCAACAGAAGAUCUUUUUUGAGGAACUUUAACUUUAACAAAAGAAAAACUGAAAGUUGUAAAGUCCUAACUGAAAGUGUUAGGGAUUUUGGUAAUCCAACAAUGCAGAAAUCUAUUAAAAUUUCGUAUAGGCUUGCAAUUGCAAAGUUGUGUGGAAAUCUAAGCAACUGCUUCUGGUCUUUCAACCGUUUUUUGGUCAGUGGAGUUCUGUAUCAUAGUCAAAAGUAUGACAAAUUGAAAAAGAGAUACAACAGUGCAGUAUACUUAAAAGAUGGAACACUUUGUUUAAUUAAUGACUUGGUUAUUUUUAAACAAAAAUGUUCACAUGAAAUUUCUGCUUUGUGUUCUUGUACCAAAAUGUGUUGUGUUUUAGUUGAAGUACUUGCUAAAUUAGACAGACCUGUAUGUAAAGAUUCACAGAUCAACAUACAAAGUACUUUCUUAUUUGAGGUUAAAAAAACUGAAACUGUUAACGCUGUGUGGCCUGACAUGCUUCUAACCAAAUGUGUUCUUGUUGAAAGAGAUAAUGCUUUGUACAUAACACCAUUGCCAAAUGCUUGUGAGAGACUAGAACUUGACCAAUAAAGUCAGUCAAAUGUU
This is a messenger RNA of Cyprinodon tularosa, 1580 nucleotides long. RefSeq lists its product as uncharacterized. The record is from RefSeq and is a predicted model, not a curated record. Lineage: Eukaryota; Metazoa; Chordata; Actinopteri; Cyprinodontiformes; Cyprinodontidae. Bases 246 to 1565 code for a protein of 439 amino acids. The transcript has 6 exons.